UGGAGCUUGCAGCAGCAGCAGCAGCACAGAAACUGCAAAGCUGCCACGCGUCGUCGUCGCCGCUGUUGUUGUUGUUUAUCGGUUACAUUCCAGUCGGUUGUCAUUGGAGUGCGGAUUGCUAUAUUUGGCCCUCAGUGGCUGCCUCGAGAACAUUAUUGUUUUUCCAAGUUUUCCCACAAGUGCUUCGUUUACAGCUCGCAAGAACUACCUAGUGGAUUUUCAAUCGCUUGGCAACGCGAAAAGAGAAGAAAAAGUGAAAUCAAACCUCGAGAAUCAUGUCCGGUUUGCUGAGGACUACCGAAAGGUCACCGGGUUGACCAAGGUGCUUCUCGGAGGCGCCGUCAAAAGUGAGAGUGGCUCAGAAAUAAAAGCCGUUCAUAUGUAGGACGGUCUAGGAUGAAUUUCACCAAACCCCGAAAACAACACAACCCAAUCAGCAGUGUUGCGUCUUGCGUGUUUAAUUACCAAUAUCGUAAUGUGCCGAACCGCGAAACGGAUCCACUCGAACCUAGUAAAUACUAUCAACUGAGCCACUGUCCGUCCAGCUGAAUAAUUCAUUCGGCCAGCCGUUCAUCGAUUUGUCGGUUUAACUACCGAAUUGCGCAAUGAAUGUACCCUCCAAAAAGUGCACGUGCUGUUUUUUUCUCGAUAGUGCAGCUUGAUGACGAUCAUCCGCGUGCAACGCCUCAUUAAAUCCCGAGCGAUUCUGCAGAAGACGCUGCCUUGUGUAAGCAACGUUCAUCUUCUCAUCCAACUGGAAUGAAUGAGAAAAGUGAAUUAUUUGUGCGGGUAACUAAACCUUUAAUGCGACUUCUGCACUGCCAUAGCCGGUGUUAUUAUCUGCAGGAUAGCGCCAAGAUCAUCAUCAGUGUGUGAACAAGAAGCUAGUGCUGACGACGCUCGGGGGCGAAAAAUCACAUAACUCUGAGAAGUGCUGAAAAUCUUUCGUACGGUCUGCAGGGCAUCGUCGGUGUCUGUCAUUAUGUAUUAAAAUCGAUAAUUAUGCAGUGCUCUCCCAGUUGCACAACUGUUCGAAGAAGUAGUCAUAGAAGCGAUGACGGUUCCAAUGGAGAAAGAUCUGUGAAGUUGUGCACAAACCAAUGCAGGUGUGGAAAAUUCGCAAGUGUUGCUUACCAAAGUGAAGCGAGCCGUGAAAGGCCUCUGCUUAACCAUGAAGAGAUUUACGAGUUUGGAUGAAUGCUAGACCCACCAGACCCUUGAUGUGGACGAUAAUUGUGUAGACCUUCGAAAGUGUGACUAACCACGUGACAAUACUCUCGCGGACGGUAAUUUAUUUGCGUUUCUAUCGGAAAGCAUUAAACUGUGAUAAAUUAUGAAAGGAAAAAGUGCCGCUCCUUAUAGCUCCCUGUUCUGCAGAGAAAGUUAAAGCAGUGUGAACCAAUCCCGUAGACGAUUAGUUGAAAGUGCCCUGCACUGAGUAUAUGAUUUUACCACUAAACAUAACUACCGGAUUUACCGUAACCGGGUGUAGUAGUAAGAGAAAAAAAAAACCUGGGAAAUAGUGCCCUCUCCUCAGUUUCCCUUUUGUCAUCCCUGUCACGAUGAGGAAAUUCGAUGCCAACAAUGCCAAAUACCUAUUGGAUUAUCUGUACUACACCAGAGACGAUGAGCAGUUUCGUUUCUACAAAAAGUCAAGAUCAUCAAUAUUUCGCGGCGUAAUACUAUGCCUCUGUCUGAACCUGACCUACGCUAACGUGGCCCGCUUCCCGCGCGAACUGCAGCAGCAUGGGUCUGCGUUUCUGGUGCCGUACGUGAUACUGCUACUGCUGGUGGGACUGCCGGUGGUGCUGUUGGAAAUCUCGUUGGGUCAAUUCCUUGGCCAGGGCUCGGCAAACAUGUGGCGUGCGGCACCCUUCCUGAAGGGUGCCAGCCUGGUCGGAAGAAUAGCCUCCUGGUUGGCGGCGAUCUGGACCUCGAUGCAGUCAGUGAUUGCACUGCUUUACGUUGGAAUGUUGUCAUUCAAAUCUGUGCCAUUUAGAGAGUGCAAUAAAGCGGUGACGAUCAACCACCAGUCCAUUCAUGACGGCUUGAAUGUGGAACCCAAAAGCGGACAGGAAUGUUUGAAAGUAACAUUUCUACGUCCAGUGUGGCGAAGUUCCCUUUAUUUUGGACUGCUGGCGUUGAGUUUAAUUCUUCUGUGGGUAAUUUCCAUGGUGAGCACACACAGCGGAAAGAUCAACCGCAGGUCAAUCUACUUGUUCGGCUUUUUGGCACUCUUACUGCUGAUAUUCGAAACUGGCUGGGAAGUGACAAAAGCAAUCAACGACAGCUAUCUGCCCGAGCUUUGGCCAUUCUACCCGGAGUCGUUUGCGGAUAGUACGGUGUGGUUCAAUGCGCUGGUGCAGGUCAUCUAUUCACUUAAUAUCGGAAUCGGAGCGGUUCCGGUUAUAACUGGCAAGUUCUUGUACAAAGGAGAUGCCAUCAAAACGUCUUUCGUCUACCUGUUCUUCAAUAUACUCAUCACUACGAUCGCUGUGUUGUUCUAUCUGUUUCAAUUCCACAACACUGCCAAUGAUCCACACCUGCUCUAUCCGGAAUUGACGCCGUUAACCACCAUCUACGAUCGAGCCGUAACAGUUCGUGAGUCGGAUCCGCUUCUGCAGCAGCUUAUUCCAGCGUUGUCCUACAUGAUGCUCUUCAUCUCAGCUGUAGUCUCCGUUACUAUCUAUGUUUACACGUCGACGCGUAUGAUCCGCAAGCAUCCAAAUUACACCGUGUGUCUAGCCGGUCUAGUUGUCGCAAUAGCUGGCCUAUUGUGUCCGAACUAUAUCUUUCCACGGUUGUUGGACACGCGUAUCGUCGGAUCGUUAAUUGUUUGUGCUAUGAUCUUCGAGAUCAUUUUAAUCAUUUGGGUUUACGGCUCAAAAAAUUUGUACACUGAUCUUGAAUUUUCACUAGGUCGACCAGUUCUUAAGGCAUGGCUGUUUAUUUGGGGUAUUAUUCCUGUGUUGUUAAUCGCAAUCCUAUCUUGGUGGGCAAUCACAUACUAUGACAAUGAUCUACUAAUCGAUUACUUCCCCAAAUGGCUACCGGUGGUAUUUAGUUUGGGUGUUAUAAUGCUACUGGCAUGUUUGGAGAUCAGCAAACAAGUAGAUUACAAUAUUAUAAGCAUGAUUCAUGGAGCAACCAAACCUUCCAAGGACUGGGGACCAGCUGAUCCACUGGUUCGCCAUGCAUGGAAGCAGUGGAAAUCCGUUUGCGAAGACACGGGAGAGCGAGACUUCACGCUACGGCGGCGUGGUACCAAAGAUUAUACUAACUCUAUAAAGAAAGGCCAGUAUUCACAUUCGAACAAGUACGGUUCUUCGAAUCGAAAUAUCUCGACAGCCGGUAGUAAUUCGCCCAACUACAGUGGGUCCGUGUUUGGCGAUUCGGCCAUUGAAGAGGAUAUAAGCGUUGACAAAUUUCCCCAGUACAAACAGCAUCUCUCGGCCUACAGCGUGGAAUCGGUCCACGACAAAUCGCCUCAUACCUCGGGCAGCUCCCGCAAGUCGUCCCACAACGACAAACGAACACCCAGCGAACGAAGUCAGGCUGGGCUAAUCGGUGGUUCGCGGAAAACCUCCGAUAAUAGUUUCACAUCACGUGUAGAAAUAAUGGCGGAUGCUGGUUUUCGAGGCGCCAUUGUUAGAAAUCCUUUGGCAAAAAAGGAAGUGAACGAUAACUUCAAGCCAAACCAAAACUUCACAUCUCUUCCACCUUUGCCACCGGCACAUCAGAAUCAUGCGAAACAACAGAACCACGCGAUCAGCGCUCAAGCGACUAAAAAUCCGUACCCGGAAGAAGGGUACAAUCGGGAUAUCUUUAUUAGCAACGGCCAGCCGGAUCACAUUUGCUGGCGAAAGUUUUCUCUCAACUCGGAAGAAUAUUCAACCGAGCUGUAAAGGACCGGUUAUAGUUAGGAUAGUCCAAACUUAUAGUCACUCUUUGUUCAAUCUAUGUAAAUAUUAGUUGAUUCGUAGUGGGAUAUUACCUACUCGACUGUUUGUAAACACUCCACGAACCGUCGACAGACGGUACAGGCCAAACUUAUUUAUUGUAUCCUCUGAACCAGAAAGUUAGCCUAUAGUAAUCAUCUCGAUCGUUUUACUGGAACUAGUUUCCACGUUUGAACCAUGUUUCUGGCCCUCUCGAUAGCUAGUGAACGAUAGUAUGUACCUUCUUUCUAGUGCACUUGAAUACAUUCCCUAAGUUCGCGUUAGGGUCGUAUAGGACUGAUUUCUAGAUGAUAUUGAAAGUUUGUUUCUCCUCCUGCUUACAAGUUUCAGGGUUAAUACGAUUUGAAUGGAAAACAUGUUAAUAUUAAAAUGUUGCAGAACCAGUACUUUAAUAUAUAUAAUAAAAAAUUGGGGUACUUAGAUAUGUAUCAUACUAGCAGCGGUAUGUCGUUAAAUAUGUAAAUACCACGAAACAAAAAUGAAACAAUAA
Wyeomyia smithii (pitcher-plant mosquito) is the source of this 4449-nucleotide messenger RNA. It is a transcript of the gene blot, whose product is annotated as sodium- and chloride-dependent neutral and basic amino acid transporter B(0+). The coding region runs from base 1563 to 3905 and encodes 780 amino acids. Gene Ontology annotation, biological process: sodium ion transmembrane transport. Gene Ontology annotation, cellular component: membrane. The record is from RefSeq and is a predicted model, not a curated record. The transcript is spliced from 8 exons. Lineage: Eukaryota; Metazoa; Arthropoda; Insecta; Diptera; Culicidae.